UUGGGGUAUCAGAUCGGCUGCAGAGAUGUCUCCCAUUUGAGAGAUUGCGAGUCUUAUCAGUGCCCCGCAGACUAUGUCAAGUGUACCGACUCUUAUUGUAUUCCUCCCCGUUAUAUAUGCAAUGGUAAAUGGGAUUGUGUGGGCGGGUCUGAUGAGGUCGGUUGCGCUCGCUAUAUGUGUCCGGGUCAGUACAAGUGCGCCAAUGAGAGCUCGUGCGUACUUUUACACCAACUGUGCGAUGGUAUCCGUCACUGUCCUCUCGGCGACGAUGAAUGGUUCUGUGAGCUCACGUGUCCGGACAACUGCACCUGCAUUGGGCUGUAUGUCGACUGCAGAAACGCUAAUCUAACUCGACUUCCCAUUGAAUUCAUCCCAAAAGAGACUCGAAAGCUAGAGCUGACUAAUAAUGGUUUGGGUCCCUCUCUGGCGUACGCGGACUUUAGCUUCUUCGGCGACUUAGGAGAGCUGAUACUCCAAAGCAAUGGCUUAGAAGUGAUUAAAUCACGCAAAUUUUUGCAAUUGACAAAUCUUUAUAAAUUAGAUCUGAGAUUCAAUAACAUAAAAGUGUUAGAAUCGGCCGCUUUUGCCGAUCUGAGAUUCAAUAACAUAAAAGUGUUAGAAUCGGCCGCUUUUGCCGGUCUUAAGCGAGUGACUAAUCUUCUAUUGGAGGAAAACCCGAAUCUGUCGGCUAUAGAGCCGCGAGCUUUCGUCGGACUCACUUCACUCAGACAUCUCAAUAUCUCCAACAUUAACGUCGAGGUUCUCGAAGAGAAUGUUUUCCUCCAAAUGUCUUCAUUGCAAACAUUGAUUUUCACUCGAAAUAGAGUUAGGAUUAUAAAGAAGGGGGCGUUUAAUGAAUUGACUUCUUUGAUAUCGCUUGACAUUAGAGACAAUGAUUUGCAUGUAUUUCCUAAAGAUGUGUUUCACGCCCUCAAGUCUUUACGAUUUCUGUCAACUGAUAGCUUCAAGUUUUGCUGUUUAGCCGCUAAUAUUGUACCAUUUGAAAGAUGCCUUCCGCCACAGGACGAGAUCUCCGAUUGCGAAGAUUUAAUGUCUAAUUUAGUUCAACGAGUAAUUCUGUGGUUUUUAGGAGUGGUGGCACUCGUGGCCAACGCUGCUGUCAUUAUAUGGAGGUUUCAGACACGUCUCUAUUCAAACCCAGUCAGCUCUACACUUAUCCUAUCGUUGGGUUGCGCCGACUUCCUAAUGGGUAUCUACUUAAUGAUCAUCGCAUCGGUCGAUGAAUUCUAUAGGCUCAUCACUUUAUCGUGGAUUGUUGUGAUAAUGUUAGCGGGUUUGCCAUUAUUCCCGAUACCGUAUUUUAACGGCAAAUUCUACGCCCGCUCGGGAACCUGUUUAGCCCUUCACAUCACACCUCAUAAACCCGACGGUUGGGAGUAUUCGGUCGCUAUAUUUCUGUGCAUUAAUUUAAAAAUGAACAGACUUAAGGCCAGACAAGUCAGAGAAACACAGGUUGGCCGACAAAUGGCACUUAUAGUUAUAACCAAUUUUAUAUGUUGGUUUCCAGUGAUUGUGAUGGGAAUGAUGUCUUUGGCCGGAUUUACGAUUCCAGGUGCGGCCUAUUCGUGGACGGCUGUAUUUGUUUUCCCAGUAAACUCGGCGACGAACCCAAUCAUCUAUAGUUUAGCUCAAUCUCCGAUCUCUUUGUUCACAUUUAAGUCAAAACGAGAUUCAAUUACCAAUAAAUCAUUUCAUAUGUCAUUCAAGCAAAAGGGAAAGGCUGUUGAAAGGAGUAUCAGUGCUCCGAAAGGCAAAUUUAUGAGACCAUACCCCCCGCCCGGAUAUGUCUCUCUCAUUGAUUUCUUGGAUACUGAAGAAGAUCUUAAACCAAAGCAUUUACUGGAAAUUAGUUAUUCAAUCAGUGAAAUCAUUAAAGAUGAACACCAAAAGGGGAACGCUUUCGGAGGCAUUGAUUUUGAAUCGGUUUGUGUGUCUAAUCAGAUAUCGUUAGACAAUAGCAAUCGGUUGCGCGUAUAUAUACCCGACUUAAACACAUACCAUGUGGUGGACGCCGAAGAAUCGGAUGACUUUGCUUUCGAUAUGGAAGAGUUCGGUAAUCUUGUUAAACGUAUGCUUCGUAUAUAUCAUAUCAGAAUCAAUUCCUCGCCUUAUAUUAACGGUAAUAAAACGAGUGAAGACGACAACUCAUGCGAACAUUACUCAAAUAAUGCAAACGAGUCGAGAUUGUAAUGCAUUUAUUACCUAAACAUUUAGUUUUUAUGUUUUUGAUACUCUGAUAGCAUUUUAUUAUUAGCAC
Messenger RNA from Medioppia subpectinata, 2278 nucleotides. The record is from the annotation of a GenBank genome assembly. Lineage: Eukaryota; Metazoa; Arthropoda; Arachnida; Sarcoptiformes; Oppiidae.